This is a messenger RNA of Exophiala spinifera, 1932 nucleotides long. Its product is annotated as methylenetetrahydrofolate reductase. The transcript has a single exon. NCBI's taxonomy places the organism in Eukaryota, Fungi, Ascomycota, Eurotiomycetes, Chaetothyriales, Herpotrichiellaceae. Bases 1 to 1932 code for a protein of 643 amino acids. Gene Ontology annotation, cellular component: cytosol. Gene Ontology annotation, molecular function: methylenetetrahydrofolate reductase [NAD(P)H] activity; FAD binding. Gene Ontology annotation, biological process: tetrahydrofolate interconversion. The record is from RefSeq and is a predicted model, not a curated record.
AUGCAUAUCUCAGAGAAGCUCGCUUCGAAUUUGAAGGAGAACAAACCGAGUUUCUCCUUCGAGUUUUUCCCUCCCAAAACUGCCCAAGGUGUCCAGAACCUUUACGAUCGAAUGGACCGUAUGCACGAUCUCGGUCCUCUUUUCAUAGACAUCACUUGGGGUGCUGGUGGGAGAAAUUCGCAGCUCACAUGUGAAAUGGUCAACGCAGCUCAGAGUCACUAUGGCUUAGAGACUUGUAUGCAUCUGACCUGCACGGACAUGGAACGCUCACAAGUCGACAGGGCCCUGGAACGUGCCCGCGAUGCUGGGUGCAAGAACAUUCUGGCGCUGCGAGGCGAUCCACCUCGAGACAAGGAGAAGUGGGAAGCAACAGAUGGAGGAUUCCGACAUGCAAGAGACUUGGUCAAGCACAUAAGGGCAAAAUAUGGGAACGUCUUCGAUAUUGGCGUUGCCGGCUAUGCAGAAGGAUGUGAUGAUAAUCGAGACGUGGAUGUUCUGAUUGAUCAUUUGAAGGAAAAGGUUGACGCCGGUGCUACGUUCAUCGUCACUCAGAUGUUUUAUGAUGUUGACAUCUUCCUCAAAUGGGUCCAAAAAUGUCGAGACAGGGGCAUCAACGUCCCAAUAAUCCCCGGAAUUAUGCCUAUUUCGACUUAUGCAUCGUUCAAGAGGCGAGCCGAGUGGACCAAGUGCAACGUUCCCAAGGACUGGUACGAAGCAUUAGAGCCGGUGAAAAACGAUGAUGCCGCCGUAAGGGACAUCGGCAAGGAUUUGAUUGCCCAGAUGUGCCGUAAGCUUUUGGACGCCGGCAUCUUGCACCUUCACUUCUACACCAUGAACCUGGCUCAAUCUACCAGACUGAUCCUUGAGGAGUUGGCAUUGACUCCAGAAACCUCAGGCAAACCGCUAGAGAAACCACUGCCAUGGCGCCAGUCUCUUGGUCUGAACCGUAGGGACGAGAACGUCAGGCCAAUCUUCUGGCGUAAUCGCAACACCUCGUAUAUUGCCAGGACAGCGGAUUGGGAUGAGUUUCCCAACGGGCGUUGGGGUGACAGUCGAAGUCCUGCUUUCGGUGAGCUUGACGCGUACGGAAUCGGCUUGAAAGGCACGAACGAGGCGAACAUCAAGCUUUGGAGCAAACCCAGGACACUCCGAGAGAUUACCGAACUUUUUGUCCGAUUCCUCAGUGGUAGAUUGGAAAGGCUGCCUUGGAGUGAAGGAACCAUUUCGGCAGAGGCAAAUAUUAUCAAAGAGGAUCUUAUCAAGUUGAACAAGCGUGGUCUCUUGACAAUCAACUCACAACCAGCGGUUGAUGGAGCGCCCUCUUCAGAUGCCGUCCAUGGCUGGGGACCACCCGGAGGAUGGGUCUACCAGAAGGCGUAUCUGGAGCUUCUGGCAUGGCCUUCUAUGAUCGACACAAUCAUUGAAAGGCUCAACGCCGACAAGAACCUGACCUACUACGCCGUCAACAAGGAAGGCAAACUCAUCACCAACGCAAAAGACGAAGGACCCAACGCAGUGACGUGGGGCAUUUUCCCUAACCGAGAAGUGGUCCAGCCUACGAUUGUCGAGACAGUAUCUUUCCUCGCCUGGAAGGACGAAGCCUUCCGACUAGGCGAAGACUGGGCCAAGUGUUAUCCAGCGGGUUCAGCGUCACGCAAAUUGAUCCAAGCGAUGAUGAGUGAAUGCUAUCUUGUCAACAUUGUCAACAACGACUUUCACGACACACGCGAGAUCUUCACCGUCUUCGAAGGCCUUGAAGCUCAGGAUCUUGACCAUGUCUUCACCGAUGACGGUACUGAAGCUGCCCACAACAACGACACGAGAGACGUCUUGAACGGCGAGGCGUCAGCUUCCGAGAUCGAAAGGAACAUUACGAAUGGCGAUCAGCAUCGAAUCCCCUUUCAAACCAACGGCGUUUCCCCGGUGAAAUAA